CACACGUUUUUUUUACCGAGGCUUGGCUAGGCGUAACGCGUGAGGCCCAUACGGUUGUUUUUGUUGUUGUAAAGACAGCACGGAACCUGAUUUCAUAUUCCUGAGCUCUCAAUUUCUAGUUUAUGUUUUAGUUGCAGCUUUUAUCCGCAGUUUAACCAAGAAUAUUACAGAGGUCUUUGCUAGGAAUCUCACGAAGUCGCGGCUUGUUCCUGCACACCCGACAAAACUCCACUCGCUCUGCACGCUGAGUCUGAUCCCGCACGGUAUUCGAAACAUUUGGAAUUGGAUUCGGAUUUGGAUUUUGUGGCCUGAUCCUGCUGAUCGUCUAUGCAGUGUUAUAUUUUGUUGAUUGUCACUGCACUGGAGCCCUCUGAUCGUCUUCCAGACCUUUUAAGUUAACGUAAAGGCAACUACAUAAUCACCAUGUCUCACACAAUUCUGUUGAUUCAGCCGGGAGAGAUAUCAGACACGAGAACAUACACAGAUUACAAUUCUGUGAGAGAAUGUAUGGAAGGAAUCUGUCGGAUCUUUGAGGAGCAUCUGAAGAGGUUGCAUCCUAACAGCCCAUCCAUCACAUAUGACAUCAGUGAGCUGUUUGACUUCAUUGAUAACCUCACAGACCUGAGCUGCCUCAUCUUCCAACCGACUGCAAACAUGUAUGUUCCUGUGAACAAGGAUUGGAUCAAGGAGAAAAUCUAUCUCACACUAAGAAAGCAAGCUGCCAAGUGAUGACUCUCUCUAGGUCCAACACAUCACACUUGAACUUUGAACUUUUGAUGAGAAAUUGCCAAAAAAAAAGAUGGAAAAACGUUGAUUGAGAUCAUAUUGUGCCGUAUCUGAGAGGAAGUCUUUAACUUGGAGUAAUCAUCUUUUUUCACACUCAUCAGUGUAAUUAUAUUUUUCUACCAAUAUCAUUGUGAGCAAUGGGAUGAACCAUUGAAAUAUUUUAGUUGACUAUUCUCGCUUCAUUUUGCGACAAACAUUUUUUCAUCUUCUUUUGAGGGAGCGAUGGGAUUAUGCUAUUUGCACGUUAAGAAUUAAGUUGCUUCUUGAUCCAUAGGAACCAAUUAUCAGACCUGACCAGUGAAUAACGAUUUACUUCUAAUUAGGUGACAACUUUUCUUGUUGAAGAAUUUGUUUGUUGAUAAUUAGAUAUGCCAUCAGAUGAUCAGACCAUUUUUCUGUUUAUGAAAAGUAAAAAUGCUUGUUAGGUGGAGGGAGAAUAAGCUGCUUGUAAUUUAUGCCACUUUUUCAUUAUAUGCGUGUUUGGAAUUGCUGGAUUGGGAUAAUUUUGUUUUCUCUUCUUUUGUUAUUGUUAAAUCCAAAGCGGAACUUGGACAGAUAGAAAAGUAUUAAUUAUGUUGUUACUGUGCUUUUUAGUGUUGUAAUGUAAGUUUCCAUACUGCAAAAUGGAUCCAUAAGUAAGAGCAUUCUGAUUUUCUAGAUUGAUGUUGAUUUCUAUCUUUUUCCUUUUUUUUUU
This is a messenger RNA of Strongylocentrotus purpuratus (purple sea urchin), 1480 nucleotides long. RefSeq names its product enhancer of rudimentary homolog. Lineage: Eukaryota; Metazoa; Echinodermata; Echinoidea; Camarodonta; Strongylocentrotidae. The coding region runs from base 424 to 729 and encodes 101 amino acids. The record is from RefSeq and is a predicted model, not a curated record. The transcript is spliced from 4 exons.